AUGUGGGGAGCGAUGUUGGAUGCAGUGAAGUUGGAGCAUGAGUGGAAGGAUCGGUUCGAGGAUGAGACUGUGACUGGGCGACUGCGUCACUUUCUGGUCCAUGACAGCGUGAGGUGCAGCAGCAGCAGCAGCAGCAAGGACUUCAACGACAAGAGGAAGCGCGAGGAGGCGGAGGAUGUGGAGCAAGGGGAUGGAGAGCUGUCAGAUUAUGAUGUACAGAGAAAAAUCAAUGAGAUGAGCGAGAUCGAGGAGAAGGGAGAGCAGCAGCAGCAGCAGCAGGUCGCAGCGGCAUGGGGAGGCGGAAGGCGGCGGGAGGGCGGGAAAAGCAGGAAGGGCCCCUUACUGUAG
Messenger RNA from Guillardia theta CCMP2712, 348 nucleotides. RefSeq lists its product as hypothetical. The record is from RefSeq and is a predicted model, not a curated record. The coding region runs from base 1 to 348 and encodes 115 amino acids. Lineage: Eukaryota; Cryptophyceae; Pyrenomonadales; Geminigeraceae. The transcript has a single exon.